AUGGUGUUGGAGGACAGCUUCGUCCCUGCUUCCAGCUUCGCAAUCGGCGUUUCACAAUGGCAGUUUCGCAAUCGUCUCGGGGCUUCGCAAACGGCGUUUCGAAAAUUGCAGCUUCGCAAACGGCGCUUCCACCUUCCAGCUUCCGGCGCGGACAGGGGCCUCAAUAUGGUACCAGAGCCUCGCAAUCGAAGCUUUGCAGCUGUCGUCUCGGCAGUUGGCAACUCCAGCGCGACGGCACCAACGCUAGGGCAACAACACCAAGCUCCGGUCACUUCGUCUCUUCAACAACCUACCAGUGUAGAAGACUAUCGUAAUCCUCUGUUUAUCCACAUUAAUGAGAAUAUGAAUGCCGUUCUCGUCAGUCCGCCUCUCACAGGAGCAAAUUACAGUUCAUGGAGUAGGUCCAUGGAGAUGGCUCUUCAGCUGAGGAAUAAGUGGGGACUGAUCAACGGCAAGAUUCCGGCUCCGGAAGUUGAUGAUCCUGAGUUCGAAACUUGGAAUCGAUGCGAUAUUAUGGUGAGAUCUUGGCUCCUUAAGUCUAUUAGUCCAUCAAUUGCUCAAAGUGUUAUGUACAUUGGACGAGCUAGAGGCAUCUGGAAUGACCUGAAGAACAGAAAAGAAAAAGAUGAGGAUAAUGUGAUUCGUUUCUUGAAAGGCCUAAAUGAGGAGUUUGCUAGUAUAAAAUCAGGAGUACUUAUUCUAGAUCCAAUGCCUCCUGUAGAUAAGGUUUUUGGUAUGGCUAUCAAAUUAGAAAGACAAUUGCAGCAGGGUGCUGGAAACAUUAAUAUUGGCAAGGAACCUAUACAUGCUAAUGCAACACUUAUUGAAGCAGUGACUGAUGGAGUGAUUGCUGCUGUCAUACGAUUGAAAGAUGCUACAAAAAACAUGGAUAUCCACAAGGUUGGAUACCAGGUUAUAAGUCAAAGAAUAAGCAGGCUUAGAAUCAAGGAAAUACAAUCUCUACAUCAGCCGUUACCAAUCAACCUGCUAUUAAUUAGUACUGGUCAAGACAUUGGCAUUGGAAUUUCAUCUGAACAGUUUCAAAAGCUGGUGUCCAUGAUACAAAAUAAAGUUGCUCACACUAUUCCAAACACAUCUACUGCUGCCACGGUUACUACUACAGCUUCUGGUUUGACACCAAACUUUAAGGCCACAGGGGGGCAACCAUCUGAAGGUAAGUAUACAUUUGUUGCUACCGUUAAUACAUUGAUGAAACAAUCUAAUGUUUGGAUAUUGGACACUGGGGAAACAGAUCACAUAGUUUGUAGUUUGAGUUAUUUUGAUGAGUACGUCAGUGUUCAGGGUACUAUGGUUAAUAUGCCCAAUGGUGAUCAUGCUCCCGUCACACAUAUGGGGAAUAUAAAACUCUCUGAAGGUUUUUGGUUACAAAAUGUGCUCUACAUUCCUGCUUUUAGCUUUAAUAUUGUUUCAGCUAGUAAAUUGACUAAACAGACAGCAUGUAGUUUAAUUGUGAUGGCUGAUAAAUGCUUAAUCCAGGAGGGACCUGGUACGAAGAUGAUUGGCUUUGCUAGAGAGGAGAAAGGACUCUAUCACUUGAUCAGUCCACCCCCGAAGAAAGAGAGUUUUUCUUCAUUUUUUGAUAAAAUGCAGUGCAGUGCUGUGAGUUUAGAAGUUUGGCAUAAUAGACUAGGGCAUUUCCCUAUUAAUAAGAUGCAUUUUUACAUGAUGUUCAAUGUUCUUUUCCUGCUAAGGAGUUGA
Ipomoea triloba (trilobed morning glory) is the source of this 1719-nucleotide messenger RNA. RefSeq lists its product as uncharacterized. The record is from RefSeq and is a predicted model, not a curated record. The transcript has 4 exons. Lineage: Eukaryota; Viridiplantae; Streptophyta; Magnoliopsida; Solanales; Convolvulaceae. The coding region runs from base 1 to 1719 and encodes 572 amino acids.